UAUCACGCACACRGAACAAUCUUAACUCUAGUCAGAACUGCUGUAUUUUCAAACUCUGGCCGCUACUACGUCACCAUCACUAACACGAAAUAGUAACAGUGUCGGUACCAUAUUUAAUAAACCGUAGUUUGUUGAACAAGCCUGUUUGCUUCAAAGCCGAAAAAUAUCAACAGAAAUGAUUGCUACGCAUUCUUGCUCGAUACGUCUAGGCCGCGUGGCCGCCAGAAAGCUAACGACGAAUAACAUACAACGAGUCCCAUGCGCAUUGUUGGGAUCGUUUGCGCCGGGAUCGGCGUCAUUGCCAUCGUCGCCAUCUCGCCUCUGCGAAAGGAGGCUGCACACAUACCAGCCCAUGGAUGAUCUGUUCCAGUCUUCGAAAGACCAAGGGCACGUCGUUAUCGGACAAGACUUUGUCGGCAAGAMAGCAAGCAUCAGACGGGUCUUCGGACCUGGAGCAAACGCCCAGGCAUUGCUAACCUGUGGCGGAGAAGAAUUGGCACAAAAUGCUUCCUUUGAUCCGAAUUACGAGAUGUCCAAGGACUGGAUUAGAUCGCGGGCAGUAGGACCAGCAGUCUUGUCGUCGACCCUUAUUUCCGGACUUGUUGGGGCCUUGAUCGAAGCGAGCUUUCCCCAAACUGUGCCACAGAAUGCUUCGCUCAGUUUUCUCCGGCCGUUGAUUGUUGGCAUGGAAGUUGCGGCCUCAAUCCAGGUGGAAUCGAUCAGCGAAUCGAAACGGGACGACAAAACAACCAGUGGGGCAGCGAACGGAUCCGCCGAGAAAGGCUACGAAAUUCUACUGUCAACCCGGGUGAUUCGUGUACAGGACGACGCCGUUAUUGCCGAAGGUUACAGCACGGUCUGGAUUCCUGGUUGUUUGUAGCGCAAUAGAGCAGCAUGAUGAUGUGCCUUGUACAUUCUUUAACAGCCUGUAAUUUUUAAAAUUUUAUUUUGUCAAACRCAAACGAAUGAGCGCCAGCAAACUAUAACUCUCUUUGUUAUUUGCUGCGUCGUUGAUGAUGGUACCAAUGCUUUGCGUCGCGCCUCGUAUUGUGUGACUGUUGAAACUCGCUAUGAAAAGUCUACGGCAUCUUCAAACAACCAAAGUUCACUGAACUGCGUGGAAUUUCUUCUCUAUAAUUAUUUGUAUAUUAUGGUGUUUAUUUUCGUUGUUGUCAAGCACCGGCAAGGAUGGCAAGUUGAUACAGUCGGAAUCAUAACUUGAGUUUGCUGUUUCCAAUAAUGRCAGGCACAAAGACAUGCUCUAUGCAAGGACAACCAAUCGAUCUAGUUUGCCUCUUCCAACUCCGGUAAAUCGUCCAGAUCAUCGUCGUCACCCUCGUCGUCGUCGUCUCCGUCCAUUCCAGGCAUGCCUCCCAAGCCCGCCAUAUCACCCAAYCCUGGCAUGCCUCCCGCACCGCCACCCAUCGCACCCAUUUGCUUCAUCAAUGCCUCCAUGUCCAUGCCUCCGGCUCCGCCCAUGCCGGGCAUUCCGCCCAUGCCAGGCAUUCCACCCAUGCCGGGCAUUCCACCCAUGCCCAUACCUCCUUCCAUGUUGCUCAUAUCAAAUCCCUCUUCUUCUUCGUCUUCGUCAACGUAUCGAUCCCAAUCAAUCUUGACCUGGUUUUUCUCUAGCGCCUUGUCCUUCAGUAGGCGGGGCCAGAAUUCCUCCUCUUCCUUGUCUUUUUUCAAAAUGUGCAUCUGAACCGAUCGCGGCAGAACCUUGUACGUAGACCCUUCUGAGUCCACUUCCUUCAUAAAUUCGAUGUCGAUUUGGUAGGGUUUGUCUCCGCUGGUGCCCUCGAAUGUCAGUUUAUCGUCUGUCAAGACAAUCUUUUCGUCCUUGACAUCUGAAGGUGGUGCAGUGCGUUGCACAGAAGUUAGAAGUGGAUUGUGAGAACGACGAUGAUGAAAGAAAAUGAGUGAGUAAACAGUCAUGCGAGCG
Molecule: messenger RNA, 1942 nt
Organism: Pseudo-nitzschia multistriata
Lineage: Eukaryota; Bacillariophyta; Bacillariophyceae; Bacillariales; Bacillariaceae
Source: the annotation of a GenBank genome assembly